Molecule: messenger RNA, 2385 nt
Organism: Penicilliopsis zonata CBS 506.65
Lineage: Eukaryota; Fungi; Ascomycota; Eurotiomycetes; Eurotiales; Aspergillaceae
Exons: 5
Coding region: 422-2077 (551 amino acids)
Biological process (GO): embryo development; anterior/posterior axis specification; regulation of transcription by RNA polymerase II
Cellular component (GO): nucleus
Molecular function (GO): DNA-binding transcription factor activity; RNA polymerase II transcription regulatory region sequence-specific DNA binding
Source: RefSeq, a predicted model, not a curated record
AACACCCAGCAGUGUGUUUCAUCAAGUCAGUCCUUGGGGUGCAGAACGUCAGUAGGCGCGCAGGGCUGUCAUCUGCAGCCAACCUGUGUGGAGGAAAAAGGCCUUACUACUACUCCCACCAUCACUUUUUAUGCCGCCGCGAUCCCUUCAAUCUCCCGUUGCCCUCUUUUGGUGACGCCCUUCUCCCUCAGGAACCGCCCCGACAGGUCGUUGAGACCCACAUUAUCCUCCUUUGUUUCUGGUCUCCAGACGCCAUCGAUUCCUUUCUUUUUUAUCUUGCAGCCGCGGUUCACCCGGGCCUCUGUUUCCUUGAUUACCGUCAUUGCUACGCCUGUUUCCCCCUCCCCCCCCCCCCAUCUAUCCCCUCCUUCGAUGCUUGUGCCAUAGAGGCAUGGAAUAGGACAUCUCUCUGUUUUCUAUCAUGUCAACCACUGGACCUUGUCUCUGGAUUCCACCCUUUUCAUCACCUCCCCAUCUUCCUGGAGUGCCAGACUACGUCUCAACGACGACGGCAACCUGGGAUAGCGAGCAGAUUUCACCCAAGUCCAAGAUAUUCCCGCUGAGGCUACCCUUGUACUCGCGGGAGAAGGAAGGAGGGUCUGCCAAGCAGCUCAUGGACGUGAUGCAAGAGCCAGUCAAGGCCGAGAGCAACUUCGCUCAUAUCACGGAUCCAACGUCUAACCACACACGGUAUGUGGGAAAUGAUCGAUUGCCAACGUCGACAGACAAUUCAAGGCUGGGAAGAAAUGAGCAGCAUGUUCCUCUAUCAACGGUGAACGAGCUGCCAAGCUUGACCUGUGAGGAAACUGCCUUUUCCAUUGGCGACGAUGCCGGUCAUUCAAGCUCGCCAAGGGACCUCACACCAGACUCGGUCAAGGAGGAAAAGGAAGAGAUGCAAAUCGAUGAUCAAGCAAUGCAUCAGGAGGGCGACGAGGGAGCAGAGUUUAUCGGUGGCGAUCAACAAGAAUCAUCCACCGAUGUCAAACCAGACAAACGAAAGAUGAAGCGAUUUCGCUUGACACAUAACCAAACUCGCUUCUUGAUGAGUGAAUUCACUCGCCAGGCGCAUCCAGAUGCGGCACAGCGGGAGAGGCUGUCAAAAGAGAUUCCAGGACUGACCCCACGUCAGGUUCAAGUAUGGUUCCAGAACAGACGAGCGAAACUCAAACGCCUAACAAGCAACGAUCGAGAACGGAUGCUGAAGUCACGAGCCCUACCGGACGAUUUCGACACGACCAAGGUGCUCCGAACUCCCUUUGACCAUAAAUCAGGGGCCGACGGAUCUGUCUCUUCGCCUGGAAACCCUAUGCCUGCCAGUCACGACACAGGGCUGAAGAUGCUACUCACAGAUGGUCUGCAAGGCCCUCACGAGGAUGACUACAUGAUCUCACCUCUCAGCGCCGCCUCCGCUGGCGGGAAUUACUUCCCCUCUGGUACACCUGACGGGCUAUCGAGGGCUCCUCGCAGCACUUUCCCUUUUCCCAGAUCCAGCAGUUUUUCGGAUGCAGCAACUCAGCCCCCGUCGUUCAUGCACGGAUUACAAUUAAACAGGUUCUCGCGAACGAUGACAACCCCGAUGGCUCCCUCACAAAUGCCAUACGCAUCGAACGUCAUGAACUAUCGUCUCAAUCAACAGCCCAGUAGCAUGAUAGUCGGCUAUGAAAACCAACAGGCAGUUGAAGGUUCCGUCUCCCCCACAGUUCCAGAAGGCGGGUACGGGAUGGAGAACCAGAAUCAUCCAGUCCCCAGCUACCAAACGCAACUUGGGAUGCCGGCUACCAACAUGAGUUCGCACAUCCCCCAUAGCCGACACAUGACGAUGCCUUCUGCGCCUGUGACCACAUCCCAGGAUUACCGCACCUUCACAUACGAUACCUCCUACGCCACAAACACAAACCUCCCCUAUGCCCACGCGAACGCCUCAAGCAUGAGUCUUCCAGCAUCUUUCCCGACCACCGAUGCUGGGAGUGCACCCUCAAGCGGCGUCUUCGGCGCUCCUGACAACCGGAUCGGGGCCCAACACACAGUGGAGUCGCUACGAAACAAGUUCUCCUACGAAUAUACAAGUUAUAUUUAGGAAGUGCGGCAGGCUGGUGGCUGCUAGAAUUCUUUCUCGACUCAUCUCUAAUCCUAAUAUUUUCUACGUUCCGUUCUACACCAGCCGCGUCCGAUCCCCCUUCGUCUUCACUUUUUGACAUAUACAUAUUUUUCUGAGAUAAUUACGGCACAUCAGUUUCCAACCUAAGGAACGAGCGAAUAUAUUCCACUCGUUAUUAUUAUUUUGGGGGAAGGGGGUUUUUUUUGAUGCCCGCCAAUCUAUAUAUUUUUUUCCCUUCAAUUCUUCUCUGUUAAGUUAUCGCCUACUUCUGUUGUAUUUGCCUUCUG